Molecule: messenger RNA, 1455 nt
Organism: Monomorium pharaonis (pharaoh ant)
Lineage: Eukaryota; Metazoa; Arthropoda; Insecta; Hymenoptera; Formicidae
Exons: 3
Coding region: 439-1176 (245 amino acids)
Biological process (GO): sensory perception of taste
Cellular component (GO): axon; neuronal cell body; membrane
Source: RefSeq, a predicted model, not a curated record
CGAUAAUUCUUCGUAUCAUUUAUUUAGCCCUGUGUUUUAUUAGUGCAAUAUACAACUUAACAAAAUUAUUCAAAUUUUAUAACAGCAAAUUCUAUUAUCAAAGUGAAAUGUACAAGUUUAUACGCUUGGUGAAUUUGAUGAUGAAUCACGUAUCUACGUGUUACUACAUUUAUCAAGGGAUCAGGCAAUACGACAAGUGGCCGGAGCUAAUGGAUAAAAUAAAGGAAUUUGAUCAGAAGAUUAGGAGGGAAAUACCUAUAAAUGACAAGACAGUAAAAAUUAUGGAAGCACUAGCGAUUCUAGUGACGUUUAUUUGUUGUCCUUUGUGCCCGAUUCUGGAUAUCUUUUAUUAUUACUUUUCAGAUUUAUUCAAAAUCGGGAUUCAGUUAACAAUUUAUUAUAUGUCGGCCCAAUCCUUGAUCAACAGCUUUGUUUUCUAUGUUGUUGUUCUAUGUACUAUAUUGUAGAUUACAAGCGAUAAAUGAAUUGACCUGCCAAUUGGAUGAGCUAUCCGAUACGCCAGGGAUAGCGCUUAAGAUUAGACGCAUCCGAGAAAUGCAUAGUGGUAUUUGUGAUCUUGCCAUCAUGGUGAAUGACAUUUAUGGUUUUCAUCUUCUCUUCUGUUCGGUGAACUGUCUUACUAUGAUCGUAUUUCAACUAUUCACAUUCUACACAGUAAUUAUAGAGCAAAAUAAUUCGUCUAUUUGGAUGUUUACUAUGUUAUCGACUUUGUACAUCAUGCAAUUUGGUCUGAUAUGUCGGAUUUGUACACUUGUGCGUCGAGAAAUUGACAAGACCGGAAUAAUUAUAUACACAAUUGUACUGAAUUUAAAACAUGUAAAUCUUGAAUUAAAAGGAAGGAGAAGUCAAUCAAAUGUAGAAGUGCAAACGUUAGUGGAAGGUCCGAACAUCGGGCAAAAUUUUAUUUGGAGCAGCACUCAGUAUCUGAACGAUGUCGCCAUAAGAAACCUACACAAAAACUUAAAUCGUGAUUGUAUUAGAAACGAGACCAAUGAUUUUUUAAAUCAACUGCAACAUCGUCGAAUAGUAUUUACGGCCUGUGAUUUCUUUGAAUUAAACAAUGUAAUAUUUAGUGGUUUUAUUGGCGUGAUCAUCGUUUAUUUGACACUCUGUAUUCAAUUUUAUAAACCAGUAAGUAUUAUAAAAAAAACGUAGCAUUGUUAACCGCUUUGUUAGGGUAAACUUGGGUAUGUUGACUAUAAUUUUUAAAAUGCAAAAAACAUACCUUUUUAUUUUUAUGAAUUUUGAAGAGCGUUUGGUACAUUACUUUACUGAAGCUGAAAGCGUGUAACACUAUUAGCAUUAAAGCGAAAAUACUUAAUAAACGUUUUAUAUUACCUAAAUAUUGAAAAAUAAAUAUUGGCCACAUUUCACAUCUUUGAGAGAAUAAAAUAUGGCUAUAAUAUUAUAUAACAAUUGGUCAUUCAUAUUUUA